UUCUAAAUAGCUCAGUUUUCUACUUGAAGUAUGGCUGCUCAAGGAAGUAAUAUUGAUAAAGAAACAUCAAGUGGUAAUAGUAAUGGAUCAUUAGAACUGUAUUGUUGGUAUUCUUCGUUUUAUAGUCGAAAGGUUUUGUUUGCACUUCAUGAGAAAUGUUUAAACUUCAAGUCAAUUAUUGUUGACUUAAGUAAAAUUGAGCAAUAUCAGCCAUGGUACCUAAGGUUAAACCCUCGAGGAGAAGUACCCACCUUAAAAGAUGGAGUGAAAAUCAUACCUGAUUCAGGGCGAAUUCUUGACUACCUAGAAGAUAAUUUCAGUAAUGGAAACACUCCACGGCUGAUGCCAGAAAAAGGAACAGAAGAAAUACAACACGUGAAAAAGAUGAGAGAUCUUCUGGUUGUAGUUCCUAUACCUUUGAUAACAUUUGGGUGUCUUUAUCAUCCUGAUUUGACUACUGAUAUGAAGAUUUCUUCAUGUGAAAGAAAAAAACGUUUAAGCUUUAUGUCAAAUAUAUCAAAUAAUCUGGACCAGUUGAUGGAGAAAUAUCCAGAAUUUAAAGAGGUGUAUGAAGAAAAGAAACAACGUUUACAGACUUUUUUAUCCGAGUUCCAAGAUGGAAACAAAGUAAAGACAGCUCUAGAUAAUUUGGAGGUAACAUUAGACAUUGUGGAACAAGAACUAGCUUCACAUACAGGAGAUAAAAGCUCCUGGUGGUUAUGUUGGCAAAACUUUGCUAUCCCUGAUAUUAUCUUGACAUUGAUUCUUCAACGUCUAAGCGACCUUGGACUUUCUAAUCGUUAUUUAAUUAAAGAUAAACGACCUCACCUGUCUCAGUAUUUCAAACAAGUUCAAGAGAGAGAGGCAUACAAGAAGACAUUUCAUCAAAGAGCUGGGUUUUUAUGUAAAAUCUGCUGCGACAAGAAAAGAGGUGUAACUGCAAUUGGAGUAGUAGCAGUUGUAGUUGGUGUCAUAGCUUUUGGAGCUUUAGCAUAUAGACGAAUGAAGUAGAUGUUAAAGUAUUGAACGCAGCUUACUGGAAAACAUUCCAUUAAAUUAAACAUCUGUUUAAAUAGCUUGUUUGUAGAGUGCACAGUUUCCUAUUAAAUGUAACUUCUAGGAUUUGUCAAGUUGUCUUUAAACAUGAUGUUGAGAAACAAUGUUUAUAAUUGUUGCUGUGAUCUGGCAUUUACUUACAAGACAAAAUACUUAAAGUUCAUUAAAAUAAUAUUGGAAAUAUAUUGUCUUUGAACAAGAUAAUUCCAUAGAAUAAAAUUGUUGGUGUUCAACAUUACCUGUUUCAAACUAGUAACCUUAACUUGGACAGUUGUUGGCAUUUUAAGAUAAUUCCACCUCUGGUUAAAAAAAAAAGAAAUAACUAUCCUGUUAAGUCAGUUAUCAUGUACAAUGCUGGUAUUUUAACCCAUUUAGUCAUGAAUUUUUUCAUAUCAAUGUUGAAAUUAUAUACUUUUUUAUGUUACCAGUAUUAAGAAAUGAUUCAUCAUAAAAGUAAAAGACAAAAGGAGAAAUAGUUAUAACAUAUAUAACCAUUGUUUAAAAAAUGGACAAAGGUACCAAAUGGAUCCAAAUUAUAUACAGCAAUUUUAUAAGAUAAUAUCCAUGAUAAUAGACACACUGACUGAAUGGGUUAAAAAGCUAUUGUCACAGGUGAAAAAGUAAUAUCACCUGAAGCAAAUCAAUGUGUAAAGAGCUGAUUUUUUAUUUUAUUUAGUAUUUUGCUUUGGAAUUAAGAAUUAAUAGAUGUAUAGAAUUUUAGUUUAUUUAAAGUGUUGUUGCAACCUGAAGAAAUAAUAUUUUGUACCAAGUUAUGGAACAUAGUUCUUUGUUUGAAAUCUAAUGGGAUUUUGAUUCGUUCAUGUAUAGUUGUAAUAAUUUCAUGAUACUUUUUGGAACUUAAUUCAAACAUCAGGUUUGGACUUGGCAGUACAUGUGGUUUUAAACAUUCCAAGUGUUACAAAUAAAUAAAAAUGUUAAGAAACUUUCUGUUAUACUUGUUGUAUAAAAUUAUUUUCUUAUUGCCCAGGUCGCAAUGUUAAUGCUUAUUAGACUAUGCACUUUUCAUCAGUGCAUAUAUAAAUAUACUGAAACAAGUUUCUAACCAGUGUCUACAGAUGGAUUCAUAUCAUGACUUUAAAAGUAAUAUUUGUUACGUAAAGAAAACAUGAAGUUUUGUUUAAAACUUUCUAGCUAGAUAAAGUGCACCUGUAUUAUUGAAACAGAUGGUAAAAAGCAUGCUGUUAUACAAAUAGUAAUUUCAUUGAAAACCAUUUUAUGGUUGGUAGUUUUAUAUUGUGAACCUAGCCUAAGUGAUUGGAUAUUAGAAAACACAUUUCACCUACUUAUUGACUAUGGUUGUUGACAUUUCCAAAUUAGCACUUUAUUAAUUACUAGUUUUGAUAAGAAAUCAAUCCUGUCAGUUUGUAAAACGACAGCAAGAAGUUUAAGAUUCAUUUUGUGGUAAUUUUUAGAACUUUUUUUCUUCUUGUUACAAUCAUCUUUAAAGAAUUUUGUAAUAUGAUGCUAUAAACAUAUAUUAAUAAUAUUCAUACACAAAAAAUGUCCCCAUUUGUCAGUUU
Limulus polyphemus (Atlantic horseshoe crab) is the source of this 2597-nucleotide messenger RNA. Its product is annotated as ganglioside-induced differentiation-associated protein 1-like. Gene Ontology annotation, biological process: mitochondrial fission; mitochondrial fusion. NCBI's taxonomy places the organism in Eukaryota, Metazoa, Arthropoda, Merostomata, Xiphosura, Limulidae. The transcript is spliced from 5 exons. Gene Ontology annotation, cellular component: mitochondrial outer membrane. The record is from RefSeq and is a predicted model, not a curated record. The coding region runs from base 31 to 1011 and encodes 326 amino acids.